AUGAUUCUGAUGGAUGAACAAGGUGGAAAAAUACAUGCCACGGUUAAAGGUACUUUGCAGGUCCGCAAAAAAAUUCAAGAAGGAGAUGUUUAUUUCGUGAAAAAUUUUAAAGUUGGAUUGAACGCUGAUAUGUUCAGGCCAACUAGGCAUGAAUAUCGUCUGUCUUUCAAUUUGAGAACUGACGUGAAAUCCACGUUUGAUGCUUCUAUUCCUGUCGAUGGUUUUGAUUUUGUUGAUUUUGAGCUUAUUGAGAAGGAAGCACCCAACUCUCCUUAUUUAGUAGGAGUAGGGGAUGUUGUUGAGCAUGUUGUCUCUAGUAGGAAGACCAAAAUGAUUGUCUUAGAACUUGACAACCUCAGAUUUUAA
Molecule: messenger RNA, 366 nt
Organism: Gastrolobium bilobum
Lineage: Eukaryota; Viridiplantae; Streptophyta; Magnoliopsida; Fabales; Fabaceae
Exons: 3
Coding region: 1-366 (121 amino acids)
Source: RefSeq, a predicted model, not a curated record